CCCCCUUCUUCACACUGUACCUGCCUCAGGUGAGAGAACAAACCUUGUUAACCACAGUAAACGCUUUAAUCCGAUUCGCACCAUGUCAGCAAUCCGGAAUACUCUGGGUUCCAGGAGUUUCUCCAGCUCAAGUCUAUCUAGCAGCUUGGGGCAGAGGGGCAACAUGUUCGGGGCCAUUUCCCCAGCCGCUAUAGGGAACUUGGCCAGCAACAUACGUCCAUACAUCCAUGUUAACAGCAGCAAUUGUCCCCAAGCGGAUGAUAAGGAGACCAUGAAGGGUCUGAAUGAUCGUCUGGCUGGGUAUCUGUCAAAAGUACGACUUCUGGAGGAGUCCAACACUCAACUGGAGGAGCGAAUCAAAGAGGCUUUGAUGAGGAAAGAAGCCGAGAGCGGCAGAGACUGGAGCUCAUACGAGAAGACCAUUGCAGCUCUGAGAGAGCAGAUCCAGGAAGUGACCAUGGACAAUGCCCGACUCUUUCUUCAGAUGGACAAUGCUCGUCUGGCUACGGACGAUUUCAAAGUCAAGUUUGAGUCAGAGCAAGCCAUGCGACAAGGGGUGGAGCAAGAUCUCGCACGUCUGCGCAAAAUGCUGGACGACACUUACAUGGGCCGCAUGCAACUGGAGAGCCAGAUCGAGUCUAUGAGGGAAGAACUGUCCUCCCUUAAGAAGAGCCAUGAUGAGGAUGUCGGCAACCUGAGACACCAGAUCAGUGAAAACCAAGUCAAUGUGCAAAUGGACAAUAAAAACAGUCCAGACCUCAAUGACACCAUUAGCAACGUCCGCACGCAGUACGAGCGAGCCGUGCAGAAGAGUCGUGAGGAAACUGAAGCCUGGUAUCAGAACAAGUUUGACAACAUCACAGCUGAAGUGACUCAGAACACAGAAGCUCUGCAAGCAGGGAAAACAGAGCUGAAUGAACUGCGCAGACAGAUACAGUCUCUUGAUAUCGACCUGCAGGCUCUAUACAACAUGAUUAGAUCCCUUGAAGAGACACUGCGUGACACUGAAGCACGUUAUGGUCAAGAGGUCAGUGGACACAAUGCUCAAAUCAUGCAGCUGGAGGAAGAGCUGGGACAGGUGCGCGCUCAGGUGGAGCGUCAGAGGGCCGAAUAUCAGGCCCUGCUCAACCUCAAGAUGAAACUGGAGGCGGAGAUCUCCACCUAUCACCAGCUCCUGGAAGGUGUUGGCGAGGACAAGGGAGACAGUAACAGAGUGGAAUUUUCAUUAGAGCAAGCAUUGUACGCAGCACCUCCUUCCAAAGCUCUUAAAGCUGUCAUCAUGAGCCAGGAAAUAGUGGAUGGAGAGGUGGUCUCCCAGAAUGAAAUUGAGCUGAAUCCUACUAAUCAUGAUAACCAGGAUGGGUACGGGGAAGAGGAGGAUGACGAGGCACCUGCUGAGCAGGAGGGGGAGGAAACUGCUCAGGAUGCCAUAGAGCAGAAUGAAUAACGUUCUACAACUACGCCCUACAUACCUACUCAUAUUAUUACUGCCUCAGGGAUUCUGAAACUUGCUUUUCUUCACUUCCUUAUUCCUGACAAUGUUUUCUUUAUUAAAAUGAUGACCACCUUAUCGCUCUCCUGUGCUACAUUAAAAACUUUAUCAGCAAAAUGUUCUGGUCCGUGUU
This is a messenger RNA of Xyrauchen texanus (razorback sucker), 1625 nucleotides long. RefSeq names its product keratin, type I cytoskeletal 18-like. The transcript is spliced from 8 exons. Gene Ontology annotation, molecular function: structural molecule activity. The record is from RefSeq and is a predicted model, not a curated record. Bases 83 to 1447 code for a protein of 454 amino acids. NCBI's taxonomy places the organism in Eukaryota, Metazoa, Chordata, Actinopteri, Cypriniformes, Catostomidae.